AGUCAUCGGGGCAAUGGAGGCCGGUGGAGGCGGCGGCGGAGGGGGGUGUGGCGAGGUUGGAGACAAUGGAGAGCUUGGAUUGGAAUCAAGUUUUGAAACGGGAUCCUAAUCUUUUAGGAGUUUUAUGCAGAUAUCUCAUCUGUAGAAAGAUCACCAUUGAAAUUCUUUGUGGGAGAGAUAUAUGGUGGAAAUUCCCUUCGAAGCACAAUUUCUGUUGGAAAUGAGAAGAAACGACAGAGGGUUUAUAACACCAUGUUCCAUGUGCCAUUAAGAUGUGAAAGGCUUAUGAUAGCAGGCUUCUUUUUCUGCUUGGACUCGUUUUUGUCAUUGCUAACCAUUAUGCCAGCUAGAAUUCUCAUGACCAUUUGGAGGGUGCUGAAGACCAGGCAGUUCCGGAGGCCGAAUGCUGCUGAGCUAUCUGAUUUUGGUUGUUUUGUUGUGUUGGCUUUUGGAGUCAUAACCCUACAAUUGACAGAUAUCAGCCUAAUAUAUCACAUUAUACGUGGGCAAGGCACUGUCAAACUUUACGUGGUAUACAAUGUAUUAGAGAUAUUUGACAAACUGUGUCAGUCCUUUGGGGAAGAUGUUUUGCAAGUUCUCUUUAACUCGGCAGAGGGGCUUGCAAAUUGUUCAACGGAUAAUCUAACAUUUGAACUGCUGAGAUUCAUCUUUGAUGCAGCGAUAGCUGUUGUUGCUUUUAUUGUGCAUUCUUUCAUUUUAUUAGCUCAGGCUAUAACUUUAUCGACAUGCAUUAUUGCUCACAAUAAUGCCUUAAUGGCAUUACUGGUGUCAAAUAAUUUUGCUGAGAUCAAAAGCAAUGUAUUUAAACGCCUCAGCAAAGAAAACCUUCAAAAUUUGGUAUACUAUGACAUAGUGGAGAGGUUUCAUAUCACGGCAUUCAUACUAUUUGUGUUAGCUCAAAAUAUCUUGGAGGCAGAGGGACCAUGGUUUGAAAGUUUUCUUACGAAUGCCCUUCUGGUUUACUUUUGUGAAGUGUUUAUUGACUUGAUCAAGCAUUCCUUCCUUGCGAAGUUCAAUGAAAUAAAGCCUGCAGCAUACUCGGAGUUUCUUGAAGAUCUUUGCAAACAGACGCUAAAUGAGAAGCCUGAAGAACGUCGGCAAGACCUUACGUUCAUCCCUCUUGCACCAGCAUGUGUGGUCAUCAGAGUACUAACUCCGAUAUAUUCAAACCUUCUUCCCUUUGGUCCUCUUCUCUGGAGAUUAUUUUGGAUCCUCAUCUGGUCGAGUUUAACCUAUAUCAUGCUUACUGUUUGCAAGAUACUUGUUGGUGUCAGCCUACGAGGACUUGCAACUUGGUAUCUUGUACGAAGACGGGAAAAGAAGCAACAUAUUGAUUGAAAUACUCGCUUUCUACUCGAACUUUUGAAUGAGGAGAAUAUGCCUGGAUAUUGUGUUGAAUAUCCGCAUUCUGACAACUACAGCAUGAGCUAGUGUGCCGGUGGGAUGAGUUUUGGACGCGCAACGUAACCACAUGAGAAGAACCUUAAACUGCUCGAGAAUUGAGUUUCGCACCAAAGGGGUGACUUGCCGUGCAUCUGUUGCCAGUCGCGGUGCUGAUCGACUCUUUUGUACCUACAUGGAAUUUUGGAUUUCUCCCAGUUUUGUGUAUCCUUCACCGUUUUUUAUUUCUACAUUUUGACGUUGAACUGUAUUAUGUGUUCUUAAACCCUCGCCUUUGAUGGUUUUACCAUAGAUUACAAGCCGUAUGAUUGUCCAGCCAAAAAUUCACAGAUCAGAGUAUAACGCUGCGUAUUUCGUUC
Molecule: messenger RNA, 1781 nt
Organism: Asparagus officinalis (garden asparagus)
Lineage: Eukaryota; Viridiplantae; Streptophyta; Magnoliopsida; Asparagales; Asparagaceae
Product: protein POLLEN DEFECTIVE IN GUIDANCE 1-like
Exons: 11
Coding region: 253-1359 (368 amino acids)
Biological process (GO): maintenance of protein localization in endoplasmic reticulum
Cellular component (GO): endoplasmic reticulum membrane
Source: RefSeq, a predicted model, not a curated record